ACACGUAUACGGGGUAAGUACCGGCGAGUGCACCAAGAUGGCCGACUGCAGGAAGAUAUUUUCCACAUUUGUCGGUCUUUCAGUGGUUUUCUUCCUACUCGUUGUCGAUUCUCCUGCUCUUGGGGUAAAGAAGAAAGAGAAUGCCUUGGGAGACAAGGUGCAGCAGCUGAUGGAGUGGAGCUCCAAGCGGCCGGUGAUUCGGAUGAACGGCGACAAGUUCCGUCAGUACGUACGCGCCGCCCCGAGGAACUACUCCGUGAUCCUGAUGCUGACGGCGCUUCAGCCACAGAGACAGUGUACUGUGUGCAGACAAGCUAAUGAUGAGUUCCAGAUCGUGGCCAACUCCUGGCGCUACUCUCCCUCCUUCUCCAACAAGCUGUUCUUCGCCAGCGUGGACUAUGAUGAGGGUGCAGAUGUCUUCAGCACUUUGAAGCUGAACUCAGCUCCCAGCUUCAUGCAUUUCCCCGGCAAGGGCAAGCCUAAGAAGGGAGAUACAUUUGACAUCCAGAGAACUGGAUUUGCAGCUGAGUCCAUUGCCAAGUGGAUCAACGAGAGGACUGAUGUACAUAUUCGUGUGUUCCGCCCGCCCAACUAUUCCGGCAGCAUCGCGCUGGGCCUGCUCUUCACCCUGAUUGGUGGCCUGCUGUACCUGCGCAGGAACAACCUGGAGUUCCUGUACAACAAGACAUCCUGGGGGAUCGGCGCUCUGUGCAUUGUGUUUGCCAUGACGUCUGGCCAGAUGUGGAACCACAUCCGAGGUCCUCCGUACGCUCACAAGAACCCUCAGACUGGACAAGUGCAUUAUAUCCAUGGCAGCAGCCAGGCCCAGUUCAUAGCUGAAACCCACAUUGUGAUCCUGCUCCAUGCUGCUGUGACAUUUGGGAUGGUGCUGCUCCAUGAGACUGCAGUGUCCAAGGGAGAUGUGGGCAAACGUAGAAUUGUGACGUUGGUUGGACUCGGGAUUGUAGCCUUCUUCUUCAGCCUACUGCUGUCUAUAUUCAAGUCCAAGUACCAUGGAUAUCCUUACAGCUUCCUCAUCAAGUGAGAAGAACUGGUGCUAAAGCUCCAAUAGCUGAAUACUGUUAAAGGUUGUUUUGCAUGAGCAUCCCAUCCAAUCGACCCCCACAAAACUCAGAUUCGAAUCAGCCACAUGAAACAAAAUCUGGGCAAGCAGACCCACUAGGAACUGGGAAAGGAUUUGUCAGGCCACGGUAGUGCU
Messenger RNA from Branchiostoma belcheri (Belcher's lancelet), 1219 nucleotides. Its product is annotated as tumor suppressor candidate 3-like. Gene Ontology annotation, cellular component: oligosaccharyltransferase complex. NCBI's taxonomy places the organism in Eukaryota, Metazoa, Chordata, Leptocardii, Amphioxiformes, Branchiostomatidae. Bases 38 to 1045 code for a protein of 335 amino acids. The record is from RefSeq and is a predicted model, not a curated record. The transcript is spliced from 11 exons.